Molecule: messenger RNA, 920 nt
Organism: Hibiscus syriacus
Lineage: Eukaryota; Viridiplantae; Streptophyta; Magnoliopsida; Malvales; Malvaceae
Product: glycine cleavage system H protein 2, mitochondrial-like
Exons: 3
Coding region: 95-562 (155 amino acids)
Biological process (GO): glycine decarboxylation via glycine cleavage system; protein lipoylation
Cellular component (GO): cytoplasm; glycine cleavage complex; mitochondrion
Source: RefSeq, a predicted model, not a curated record
GUUUGUAGGAGAGAAACAAGUAACUUGCAGUUUGUAUUGAAUUACAAAUCUACGACUGAACCAGUGUUGAGGAUUGUCCAGAUUUACAUUCCAGAUGGCUUCGACAAUGUUGUGGGCUUCAAGGGCGGCUUCUUACCUCAGGAUCUCUGUGUUCCAUAGAGGUUUCUCCACUGUUUUAAAGGACCUGAAAUAUGCUGAUUCUCAUGAGUGGGUGAAGGUUAAUGGUAAUUCUGCCACUAUUGGUAUUACUGAUCAUGCUCAAGAUCAUUUAGGUGAUGUUGUGUAUGUUGAAUUACCCGAAGUGGGAGCUGCUGUAAAGCAAGGUGACAGUUUCGGAGCAGUUGAAAGUGUCAAGGCUACUAGUGAUGUUAACUCGCCUGUAUCGGGAAAAGUGAUUGAAGUUAAUGAAGGGCUCAGCAGCUCUCCUGCUUUGGUCAACUCAAGCCCAUAUGAGGGUGGAUGGAUCAUAAAGGUUGAAAUGAAUGAUGCUGGGGAGUUGAAAAACUUGAUGGAUUCAGAAGAAUACUCCAAGUUCUGUGAGGAAGAAGAUUCGAAGCACUAAAGACCAGAUGCCCCGGCGUUGUUGGAUCUCGACACAUUCCUAUGAUAAGGGUGCUAUGCAAAGAGAGAUAACAACUAUAUCCGGGAAAGCAACUGGUUCAGAAUCGUAGUUUUUGUUUCUUGAUGUUCCCAAUCUAUAGGACUGUACUUCCAUGUCCUGGUAUUCGGGUUCGGAUUUGGUGUCGUGUUUUCUUAAGCUAAAUCAAGGAAUAAGUGACUGGCUUUGGGUUUGGAAGUGAGUGGUUUAACCAUCACUAGUGUGGCAAAUUUGAGUUUCUAUCGAUGGAAAUAAUGCUGAAAAGUUAAAAGCAUUUCAAACAAUGCUUCAUUAACAAAUCAAGGAAUGGUUCAGGUUUAUG